Poeciliopsis prolifica (blackstripe livebearer) is the source of this 5222-nucleotide messenger RNA. RefSeq names its product MARVEL domain containing 2a (gene marveld2a). Lineage: Eukaryota; Metazoa; Chordata; Actinopteri; Cyprinodontiformes; Poeciliidae. The coding region runs from base 2224 to 3963 and encodes 579 amino acids. Gene Ontology annotation, biological process: bicellular tight junction assembly. The transcript is spliced from 7 exons. Gene Ontology annotation, cellular component: apical plasma membrane; bicellular tight junction; cytoplasmic vesicle. The record is from RefSeq and is a predicted model, not a curated record.
GCUCCUUCUUUGUUUUUUUGUUGUUUUUUUUUUACCCUCUUCAUACUCCGGACUCGUCUGAUUGGUUGUAUAGAAUGUAUUUUUGUGCUGAUUCCUGAAGCCAGCGGUAAGUGCAACAUUCCUGGAAUCGAUGCGUGGCAAUUCCAACAGCACCGUGGGAAUUCAGUUCUUUUUAUUUAGCUGCAGCACAAAAAUGCAUUCUUGUCCCAUCUUGCAUGGAGGGACAAAUCUUCACUCAUGAGGGCUUUUGGCUGAAGGGUGUUUUCUGUGGUGAUUCUUAGCAGCUGUGUUGAUUACUCCAGAGUUUCUGCAAGAAUGAUUGGUAUUUCGUCUUCAUCCAGUGGUUUCUUCUUCUCAUAUUUCCUACUUAUUUUCCUGUCCUGUUGUGAUAUUAAUUUCAGUUGUUAAAUCUUUUACGUCAGUAGAUAAAUGCAUUUAUAGGGACAAGACUUACCACUUGGCCUGUCACCGUAACAGAUUUUGCUGGACAGCAAAUUUUUCCAUUAAUUAUUGUGAUACAUGAUAAUAUUAUUAUGUGACCAUUUUAAGCUGAUAUAUUGAUAAUGGCAUAAUGAUGUAAAUUUGCUCUCUAAGACCAAUAAUCAUUAACUUUGUGAAGAACACUUAACACUCAAGCUGUAAGAUAUUUUCAAUAUCCAAAAUAAAACACAACCAAAAACAAUUAAUGAAACGGAAACAAACACACACACACACACAACCAAACACACAAAUGAAAUGGCUUAUCAAUUCUCUGUAAUCAAAAUUACUCUUCAAAAAAUAUCAAUCAUCAAAGUGGAAAUUAUUGAGCUCAUUUCAACUUAUCAUGUUAUUAUUUGAUAGCUAAUUGUGACAGGCUUAUUUAUUAAUAAUCAAUAAAAAUGAAUUAUUUUUCUAAUUAUUGUGAUGAUUAAAAAUAUAUAUUUAAAAUGUACCACAAAUGUUACUACAUUCUGCAAGGUCUUCACAGAAACAGACUGCAUGAAAAAUAAUGCCUCCACAUAAUAAUACAAGAUCUUCUUCACUACGUCAGCUGUGUUCAGUAGUGGAACUCCACUGCUAAACAAUAUGUAAUCAUUUCAUUCAAUCCUACUGUAAAAUGCAUGUAGUGUUGAUUGAUGCUGUAAGGAGGAAAUUAGCUUGAAACGUAACAAUUUCAAUCACACUGACAGCUUUUGGAGUUAGACUUCAUCAAGAGUUGCCACAGUCAAAAAGGCUUAAAACUGCCUCAAGCAGUAGCAAGUAACAUGAUAAGUGAUAAUUACAAAGACAAACAUCAAACCAGACAGAUUUAAAAAGGAUCAGCAAAAGCUGAUGUGAUAGAUUAGCAGUUUGGCAACAACUGAUGGCAUCAUACGGGACAUGUAGCUGUGAAAUAUUGUCUCUGCUGCCCUGAUAUUGAGCUGUUAGCAGGUCAGGUAUAGUUGUGAGUUUUCAUACUGCAACUUUCUUCAGUCAGAGGCCUCUUCAGACUCGUUGUAGGACUGAAUGCUACUGGAGAGCCCGGAGCACUACCUACCAUCAAUCACAAAUCCUUCAAGAUGAGAUUAGAUAAGACAUGUAAUUUUCCUUUGAGAUAAAUAGUUUUUUUAAUUUAAUAAAUUAAAUUAUUUCUUAUUUUAAGGUUUUUAUCAGAGGUGCCAACAGACUUUCUUUGUAUUGGAUUCUCUUUUGUCUUAGUACACAAAAAAACAAACAUGCAAAAAGCAAAUUUUAUGCAAAUGACAGAGAAUGACUGGAAAGAGGAAAACGGAGGAGACCACACUGAAACUGACAGUGGUAAACAAACUAAAACCUAAAUAAAGACGCUCAGAUCAACAAUAAAACCAGUCACUUUUCUCCAAAAAUCUCUUAAAAAUAACAACUGAACUGAAAGAUUUUUGUGUUUGUAGGAGAUGUGGGUGUUCAUCAUAUUGUUUCUUAUUUAUUGUGAUACAUUUCUUAUCACAAUACAAUUUUGGUUUAUUGUUGUCCCAAUGAAUUCCAAUUUUUAUGGUUAAAAGCCCCUAAAACAGUCUGAGCUGUCAGGACUAUUAGUUUUACUAUUUUUCUCCAUUAUUUGCUCAAUAAAGGCGUAUCACUCGAUAGCAAUACAUUUGAAAAUACGAUUACAAUAAUAUCACAAAGAUUUCCCAGUGAUAUAUCAUGAUAAAUCGUUCAGUCCAUGUUGCCUGGCCCUAGUUUGUGUCAAAGAUUUUUCAGCACAACCUCUUCAUUUUUGUGUGGAUGUUUCCAGGGACCAUCAGCAUCCUCAUGUCCUAUGGAGGAGGUUACCACGGACGCACUGAGCGUGUCCGCCAGUCGCCGCUUUAUGACCAGGUUCCCCAUGAGUCCUUACCCCUGGCCGAGUCGUACGACCUGCAGCCCCUGAAGGAGCAGAGGGCCCCCCAUCUGGCCAAGAGCGCCGACCCUCUUCCUCCUCCGCCUCUGCCGGACCAGCCCCCUGUCGGCCCCGAGUUCGACCCCAGCGAGAGCGAGGAGGACACCGACCCGGAGCCGGAUCCCGCCAUCGACAUCAAGCCGGUCCACCGGUUCAUCCCUGACUCCUGGAAGAACUUCUUCCGAGGGAGCAACCGCAGCAGCAAGAAGGCUUGGUCCAUGCCCGAGUCCUCCAGCAACAACAACAACAGCACCACCGAGGGGGUGCGUUGCUCCCCGCCACACUCCCCAUCCCUCCACGGGUCCUUCCGAGACCAAUACGGCGGCUUUGGGAGCAGCUACAACUCCGGCAAGGAGCUUUUAAACGGACAGGACGCUCAUGGGUCGGUGUCGGGCCGCACGCAGCACACAGCUCUGACCUACAGCGAGCGGGUGGAGGAGUACCACCAGCGUUAUGGCUACAUGAAGUCGUGGGCGGGGCUGCUGAGGAUCCUGGGCUGCGUGGAGCUGCUGCUGGGGGCCGCUGUGUUCGCCUGCGUCUGCGCUUACGUCCACAAAGACAAUGAGUGGUACAACAUGUUCGGCUACUCUUCUCCUGGAGGAGGUUUUGGAGGAGGAUACGGAGGAAUGUAUGGAUCGUUCUACACCGGACCCAAGACUCCGUUCGUGCUGGUGGUGGUGGGACUGGCCUGGUUGGUGACUGUGAUCCUGCUGGUGCUGGGGAUGACCAUGUACUACCGCACCAUCCUGCUAGACUCCAACUGGUGGCCUCUGACCGAGUUUGUGUUAAACCUGGCUCUGGCCAUACUGUACAUGGCAGGAGCCAUUGUGUAUGUCACAGACACCAAUCGUGGAGGUCUCUGCUUCAACCCGGUCUUCAACAACCCAAUAAAUGGGGCCUUCUGCAGAGUAGAAGCCGGUCAGACCGCCGCCAUCAUCUUCCUCUUCGUCACCAUGGUCAUGUAUCUGAUCGGGGCCAUCGUUUGUCUCAAGCUGUGGAGGCACGAGGCUGCCCGCAGGUACCGGGAGCAGAAUGGCCAGCAGAUGGUGCCUUCUGAGAUGCAUGUUGUGCAGUCACUUGCGGUUCCAGAUUCUGCUCCGGCCCCCAGAUUCCCAGAGCAGGUCCAAGGCUCCUCGGUCAUUCCCAUCCAAGCUGCACCCAAACCAUUUCCUCCACAGAUCAUUCAGGGAGCCAUACCGUCGGGACAUAUCCCCAAGCCGGUCAUUGUGCCUGAUUAUCUUGCGAAGUACCCAGCGAUCCGGUCCGAUGAAGAGCGGGACCAGUACCGGGCCGUGUUCAACGACCAGUACGCAGAGUACAAGGAGAUCCACGCCGACGUGCAGGCCACGCUGAAGAAGUUUGAUGAGAUGGACGCCAUGAUGCACAGUCUGCCUCAGAACCCCAGCACCCAAACGGAGGUGGAGCGCAUCAACAGGAUCCUGCAGGAGUAUCAGAGGAAGAAAAAUGAUCCGACUUUCCUGGAGAAGAAGGAGCGUUGCGAGUAUCUGAAGAGCAAACUGUCGCACAUCAAGCAGAGGAUACAGGAAUAUGACAAAGUCAUGGAGUGGAACGACGGAUACAGCUAAAGCUAGAGCUGCGACUCCAGUGGUGGACAUGGGACUGAAGAGGGAAACGAAGCCUGAUUCAAACUGAAAAAAGGCGCUAACAGCUACUGAGGCUUGUUUUGGUUUUUUAAUCUGUUGUCUGUCAGAAGCGUUUUCAAAGCUUGCAAGUGGGAAAUGAAAAGGGCAAACAUGCUUCAUCAUUUCUGAAGAUGAUCAGAUUGGAUCUCAAAGCAGCUGGUCGCCAUGGCUACAUGCAACGGUAAACAUCUCCACAUCAGCACUUCUCAGAGCUUUACUUCACUACAGUCAACUCAUUGAGUUAUUCAAAUACAUUUCACUGCACUGUCGCGCUCAGACACCGAAUAACGUUACACACAGUUCAACAAAUUGUGUGUUGAACUGUGUGUCCCUGUUGCUGGUCACCUCCUCUUCAUUUCUGUGGCAGUUUGUGUUUAUUUAAAAAUGUCCUGCUUUAAAUAACUGGCAGAAAACUUUUAACUUCUGGGAGGACUGUUUUUACUGCUACACUGUUCCUUUUUUUUAAUGCAUCUCUGUCUUUUAAUGUGUGCGCGUGUGUGAACACUAUAGAUUCUAUUUAACGAUACCGUGUCAGGUAGCACUCCAAAGUGUCUGAUUUAUUACAGAUUAGGAGAGAUAGGGACUUGAUUUUUCCCAUUCAAAAUUUUGUUUUAUGAUUUCAAUGAGCGAAGUUGAAUAUGAGAAGAUAUAGCAGCCAUCCAAUAAAAUUAUUUUGACUUCCCAUAAUAAACACGAUUUAUUUGUGCUGGGAAGACAAGUGAUGCAAAAGAUCAUAGAGUUGGUACUGUAAACUUUAUUUUUAUACUCACAUUUACUUCAGUUUGUCCCUGCAGUGUAAUAUAGUGCUGAUGCACAUACUUUCUGUAAAUUUCAUUCCUUUUUUAACUUUUUUUUUUCAUUGUGACCAAUUUAUAUCUUCUUAAAUCAAAACUAUUGGGUGUAAACAAAUCUCUUCCCGUUUUUAUUGCUUACAUUUUAACAUAAUAGUAAGUACGAGUGAGAAGAUACCCUUACAUUAAGCUUGACUAAAUACUGCAAGUUUUUUUUUCUCUGAAUACCAUAAAAUAUGUUUUUAGAUCAACAAAGUAGAAAACAUUCAACCCAAAAGGUUUUUGAAUCGUACAUUGUUCUUUCACUAAGAUAAAUAUCUCUACUUGUCUUAGUUUCUUUUCUACCAUUUUAUAGUGUGAGUAUACUAUAAAAUGUUUCUAUUACAAACAUAAUAAAAUAAUAACAAAUGA